Pelmatolapia mariae (spotted tilapia) is the source of this 1557-nucleotide messenger RNA. RefSeq names its product small ribosomal subunit protein eS19. Bases 301 to 819 code for a protein of 172 amino acids. Gene Ontology annotation, molecular function: RNA binding; structural constituent of ribosome. Gene Ontology annotation, biological process: ribosomal small subunit assembly; translation. The transcript has 6 exons. Gene Ontology annotation, cellular component: cytosolic small ribosomal subunit; ribosome. The record is from RefSeq and is a predicted model, not a curated record. Lineage: Eukaryota; Metazoa; Chordata; Actinopteri; Cichliformes; Cichlidae.
AGUACUUCAUAAACUGCAUCCUCGUAUUCAAAAACUCGCUUUUUAAUAUUGUUUCGCCACCUUUUUUGACCCGUAGGAUUACAAUACAAGUGGAGAAUAUUGCCGUCAGUGUUACUUAGGUUUAAAGGGUGAAUUAAGCUGGGAUAUUAAGCGGCAGGCGAGGUUAGUUUGGGAUAAGGUAUCAUCCUUUCCAAACGAGGGCAGUCUCCCUCCAUCCCUCUUCAGCAUCCUUUUUUGCUGCAGUCACUAAGCUGGGAGUCCAUAACCGCCUGCCUGUCGUCUCUGUGGGGCCUAUACAAAAUGCCCAGCGUCACGGUGAAAGAUGUCAACCAGCAAGAGUUUGUCAAAGCACUGUCAGCUUUCCUCAAAAAGUCUGGCAAACUGAAGGUCCCAGAGUGGGUUGAUACCGUGAAGCUUGCCAGGCACAAGGAGCUUGCCCCCUGUGAUGACAACUGGUUUUACACCAGAGCAGCAUCCACGGCCCGCCACUUGUACCUGCGAGGAGGGGUCGGCGUGGGCUCCAUGAUCAAAAUCUAUGGUGGGCGCCAGAGGAAUGGCGUAUGCCCCGCCCACUUCAGCGUAGGCUCCAGGAACGUGGCGAGGAAGGUCCUGCAAGCUCUGGAGGGCCUCAAGAUGGUGGAGAAGGAUCCCAAUGGCGGUCGUAGACUGACCUCUCAGGGUCAGAGAGACCUGGAUAGGAUCGCUGGGCAGUUCAAGACCAGCAGAAGACACAAAUCCCUAGGAGGGUGGCGUCAGGAAGGACAAAAAUCUGUGCCAAAUCAAAUAUGUGGCUUCAUCCUCUGUGGUGAUCCCUUGUGAAUAUGGGAGCAGCCGAAAGAAGGUCUCUGCUGUCGGGAACUUUAACACUUAACGUGCUAACUGAGAGUUUAUCCAAGCUUUGUACGGAUGACCUUGGGGUGAAUUUGUUUGGUUUUCACAGCUGCCAUGAAUGUUUUCCACUUGUGAAUAAUCUUUCUCACUGCAAAAUGGACUUGAGAUCGUUUUGAAAUGAUCUCAUAGCCCCUCACAGAUUGACAGGCAGCAAGAAUUGCUUCUCCAAGGUGAUGUCUUUCUUUCUUGGCAUUGUGUUAAUGCACCCGAACGCUCCAGAGCAUCAGUCUGGGAAGGGUUAUGAGAUUAUUUCCAUACAAUCCUCCUUCAUCUGCUUUUAUAGAGGUGUUCGUAUUUGCAUAAUUUUAAGACCUGCUAAGGGCCAGAUGAUUUAUUUUUCAUGAUCUCAUACAUAAAACUCUAGAACUGAAAGAGUGUGCGCUUCCUUUUUUAUCAUGACUUUAGACACAUUUGAUACUUGCUUCAAAGACAUCAGAAAUUAAAUGUCAUUAUUGCUCAACCCUUUACAGCACCAGAUGUGCAGCAUACAGUUGAAGUGGCUCCCUCUAGUGUUGUAUCUCAGUUAUGGCAACAAUGUGAAACAAUCAUAUGUGAGAUAUUUCUUGGGAUCUCUAAAUAAAUACUGCAUGCCCUGUGUGCAGAGUAUAGCUUCUCAGUUUGUUAUAUCAGCACGACUGUCCUCUCUCCUCUCUCUUUAUUGUCUUU